Molecule: messenger RNA, 1001 nt
Organism: Danio rerio (zebrafish)
Lineage: Eukaryota; Metazoa; Chordata; Actinopteri; Cypriniformes; Danionidae
Source: RefSeq, a predicted model, not a curated record
ACAUCACUUAUAAGGUUUUUCACCUUUGUUGUCAACUUCCUCAUAUUAUUUUUACCACAUUUUCUGUUCUCACAGACAAGAAGCAUCUACUGUAUAUCAGGUCACUGAAAGCAUUCCAUUGUGCACCAAAGCUGUAAAAUGGCAGAUAAAAAUUAUACUUAUUACAUACAUGGAGCUGAGGAGCAACUGUGUUCUGGAUACCUUUACAAAUCUCCCCCAGAAAAACACCUGAAGAACCAGAAAUCAUGGAAACGGAGGUAUUUUGUUCUCCUAAAGUACAGUAAUGACAGAUGCCUGCUUAAUUACUACAAAAAUGAAGAGAAAAACAAGUCACUGGGAAACAUUGACUUAUCCAAGGUCACAUUUAUGUUUUUGAGCCCCGAGAUGCAUGCAAUGUGGAAAUGGAUUCAUGAAAACUUCAGAUGUUCACCUUCAAGUGUAAUGUUUAUGCGAGUCCCAGAACGAGAAUACUUCCUCGUUGGAGAAAACAGCUGGGAGAUGGAGAAAUGGUUCAACGCUUUAUUUGCCAUUUUAAAUUUUCGUCCACACAAAUUGCUGGAUCCCAAGACAUUUGGGUCAAUGAGAAGCAUCAGCGAACCUCCGCAAUCGGAAAAAGACAAUGAGCAGGGAGCUCAGUGGGGUCAAACUAAAUAUGUUCCACAUGAGCUGCCGUCAGUCGUGGCCCAAGAACCCAUCUAUGACACUCCGAAAAAAGUCAAAAAACUGAAUAGUGAGUCAUGAAGAUGAUGACUGAUAUCCAACUUUCAGAACAGACCAACAGUCUGGUAACAAGACUGAAAGCAUGAUAUAUUUGUUGUAAAUAUGUUUUUGCUUUAUUUUUUCAUUUCAAUAUAUCUUUUUUUUUUAAAUGAAAUGUAUUUUACUUUUAUUUCAACAUUUGACUAAGAUUGUAUCAUAUACUUUUAUAUCAUAAUAUUAUAUUAUAUGUACAUAAUUUUGUAUUUUAAUAAAAAGAUAUUCUGCUAUUCAAAGAAUUGUUU